AUGUGUGACAUACAUACGGUUCUGCACCGAGAGGCAGCAACCUGGGAGGGUCAGAGGCGCCGAAGGCCCGAGGCCCUGCCGCUUGGGCGGCCGCUCAUCUCUGAGACUACGCGGGGCGGCGGCCCAGCGGGGCCCCAGUCUCACCUCCACUUCCCUUUCCCGGCGCACAGAGCCCAGUUCCGCCACCACUCAAGAGGGCCCUCACCACAAAGAGGGAUUUUUCUCCGGGUCCGCUCAAAGUUUAUCGGUCUUUCCCAGCUGUCGGGGCCGCCGGGCUUUGUAGUUCGCCCGUCCAGACCUCCGCGCCAAGGCCGCGACUCGGAGGAGUCGCUGCACUACAAUCCCCAUGAUGCUCCGCGCGCUGCGCGCUCCCAAUGCUCUCCCCUACCCCGCACGGCGGCCCGCGCCCGAGGACCCGCGCCGCGCGAGGUCGUGGCGUCUCCCGCGGCGGCUGUCAACGUGGCCACCCCACCACUCGCUCUCCUGCGGACGCCCUCGGAUUCAUUACCUAGGCGCCGCAGGUUCUGCCUGAUGAGCCCCGCUGCGGCGGCGUCCCGUCGCCCUGGGCAGCGUGUUGAUGCCUUCUCCGUUCUGCGAGGACUUCUCUGGCGCCAGAGGAACGAGCAUCUGAGCGUCGGGGCGCCGGACCCUCCCCGUCGGCCCUGCCCGUGGAUAAAGUGAAGGUUCCUGUGGCCCGGAUUCCCACCUGGCCCUGCUUGGCUAGCUCACUACACACGUGUGGGCAAUGCGUAGUUAUUGACUAUAUAGAGAGCCCUGCCCAGUACUCUGGGCGAC
Manis javanica (Malayan pangolin) is the source of this 795-nucleotide messenger RNA. The record is from RefSeq and is a predicted model, not a curated record. NCBI's taxonomy places the organism in Eukaryota, Metazoa, Chordata, Mammalia, Pholidota, Manidae.